Dovyalis caffra is the source of this 3213-nucleotide messenger RNA. Lineage: Eukaryota; Viridiplantae; Streptophyta; Magnoliopsida; Malpighiales; Salicaceae. The record is from the annotation of a GenBank genome assembly.
AUGGCAAGGCUCCUCCUUUCCAAGUUGGCGCCAAACAAGCUCGUAAAACCCAACUCACUCCGCUUCUCCCUUCCUCUCUCCACUGCAGUCUCUACUGAAAACCCACAAAAUGCCACCGCCGCCGAUGGCCGAGACCACCGCAUUAACGACCAAAUCCACGACCUUGGAGUCCUCCUUCAACAAGGCCGCAACGAAACCGCUUAUAACUUCACCAAAUCUCUCAUUCUCUCCAACCCAUCUCCAUUUUCUUCACCUUCUCAUCUUCUCUCUCUUUUUUCGGUUUCUUCUGAUCCUUCUUCAAAGCUUACUCUCUGUGAUAUGUUGCUUUCCAUUUGUUCCGAAUCCAAAAUGCACAGUCAAAUUUCAGAAUUGUACGAUAUGAUGAGACAAGAAGGCAGGCUUCCUUCGUUUGGUUAUGUGAGAAUGAUCGUUGAAUCUUUGGUGGAAUCCAAGAAAUUUGAUAAGGUUCUUGAUUUGUUUAAGGAGAUGGUGGGCUUGGGUUUUAGACCUGAUAAGCUUGUUUAUGGGAAAGCAAUGCAAGCCGCAGUGAAAUUGGGGGAUUUGAAGCGAGCUAUGGAGUUGUUUGAGACUAUGAAAGGGAGGAAAGUUAGUCCUAAUGUGUUUGUUUACAAUGUUUUGAUUGGUGGGUUGUGUAAGGAUAAGAGGAUAAGGGAUGCAGAGAAGCUGUUUGAUGAAAUGUCUGUGAGGAAUUUGGUGCCGAAUAGAGUGACUUUUAAUACGCUUAUUGAUGGGUAUUGUAAGGCUGGGGAGGUGGAUGUGGCAAUUAGUUUGAGAGAAAGGAUGAAGAAGGAGAAGGUGGAGCCUAGUAUUAUUACUUUUAACUCGUUGCUUAGUGGCCUUUGUAAGGCGCGGAGAAUGGAGGAGGCAAGGAGUAUGCUGAAAGAGAUGGAAGUUGAUGGUUUUGUACCUGAUGGGUUUACUUACAGCAUAAUAUUUGAUGGGUUGUUGAAGUCGAACGAUGGGGCAGGAGCCGCUAUGGAUUUGUAUCGGGAGGCAAUUGGGAAGGGAGUCAGGAUUAACAGUUACACGUGUAGUAUUCUGUUGAAUGGAUUGUGUAAAGAAGGGCAAGUUGAAAAGGCGGAGGAGGUGUUGAAGUCCCUCGUGGAAUAUGGGCUUGUUCCAGAUGAGGUGAUAUAUAACACUAUUGUGAAUGGUUAUUGUCAGAUAGGUGAUAUGGAUAGAGCCAUUUUGACCAUUGAGCGAAUGGAAAGUCAUGGGUUGAGACCAAAUUGCAUCACUUUCAAUUCUGUGAUUGAUAAAUUUUGUGAAAUGCAGAUGAUGGAUACGGCAGAGGAAUGGGUGAAGAAGAUGGUGAAGAAGGGAAUAGCCCCAAGUGUGGAGACAUACAAUACACUUAUUGAUGGCUAUGGAAGGUUGUGUCGUUUUUCUAGUUGUUUCCAGAUUCUUGAAGACAUGGAAGAAAAUGGGGUAAACCCGAAUGUUAUAAGCUAUGGCUCUCUCAUAAAUUGUUUAUGUAAGGAUGGGAAGAUUCUUGAGGCAGAAAUGGUGCUUAGGGAUAUGGUAGGCAGAGGGGUCUUGCCUAAUGCAAAUAUAUAUAAUAUGCUUAUUGAUGGUAGUUGUACAGUGGGGAAGUUGAAAGAGGCUUUGAGAUUCUUUGAUGAGAUGUCGAAAAGUGAGAUACACCCAACGAUUGUAACUUACAACGCCCUCAUUAAUGGGCUAUGCAAAAAGGGAAAGUUAAAGGAUGCUGAAGAGAUGCUUUUCCUAAUUACUACUAGGGGUCACUAUCCUGAUGUGAUCACAUACAACUCCUUAAUCUCAGGGUACUCAAAUGCAGGAAACUCACAGAAAUGUCUUGAGCUAUAUGAAACUAUGAAGAAGUUAGGUUUGAAACCUACUAUAAAUACAUAUCAUCUCCUAAUCAGCGGAUGCAGCAAGGAAGGGAUGGAGCUCAAAGAGACACUGUUUAAUGAAAUGUUGCAGAUAAAUUUGUCCCCUGAUCGAGUUGUGUACAAUGCUAUGAUUCACUUUUAUCAAGAGAUUGGGCAUGUUCAAAAGGCUUUUGCUUUGCGACAAGAGAUGGUAGACAAGGGAGUUCGUCCAGAUAACAUGACCUAUAAUAGUUUGAUUCUAGGAUGCUUAAAAGAGGGAAAGUUGUUAGAAACAAAGGAUCUUGUUGAUGACAUGAAGGCAAAAGGAUUAACACCUGAAGCUGAUACGUAUAGCAUGCUGAUUAAGGGACAUUGCGACCUGAAGGAUUUUAAUGGAGCUUAUUUUUGGUAUAGAGAAAUGCUUGAGAACGGUUUCCUUCCUAAUGUCUGCAUCUGCAAUGACCUAUCUACUGGCCUUAGACAGAGAGGGAGGUUGCAAGAGGCCCAGAUCAUCUGCUCUGAAAUGAUUGCUAAUGGAAUGGAUGAUUUGAACACUAAUGGGGAAUUGUCUGGUGUUGCUAAAAUCACAACAGCACCAAUGCUCAUUAACUAUGAGAUGCCAGCAGUUGAAAUGUGCAGGAGGAGUUGCCUUGUAGUUGCCGUCCCCAAUUCCCUGAAACAGCCAUUUUUGCCUACAAGUUUCAGCUUUGCUAAUUUGGUUUUCAAUUUCUCAUCAGUUGCUAGACAACUAAUGAUAGCUUUUCCUCUUGGUAUUCCUGUUCCUAUGCGGUUGAGUUCCUAUGACACUGCAUUUUUAUCAUUCUUCCCUUUGCCUCCUUUGAUUGAAUGGCUGUUGUGUUUUUUUCUGGGCCUACACCCUGUUUCCGACGGGCUUGCUGUGCAUUUGUUUGGCUACUUUUCCGGUGCUGCUCCACUGAUUUCAACAGCUUUGGAAGCGGGUAGGGUUUAUGAGAUCUCGGACUUCUAUGCAAUGCCAAAUCUUCUAGAAUUGUUGCUGCUAGCAACUGCGUGCUGUGUGACUGGUGAAUUAAACAAUCUCCAUUGGAAGCAGCUUGGAAAGACGGACCUACAAUCCCUUACUAGAGGUUUUACAGGCUCCUUGUCAUACGAUUAUUUCACAUUUCCCAUGCCGGAAACACCAAUGAACUUUGCUCAACUCUUCUCCAUCAUCAUUCUUGGGCAAUCCCGGCCAACAAUGUGUUUAUCUUCCAUCGGGCUGCUUAGCAUCCACCAGAAACAGAUUGCCGUUGUGAUUGUUGUUUCUGUUGAGAGUGGUUUACAUUCUUAUUUUGAGCAGGAGAUUUUUCGGCCUUGUAUAGCAAGGGAUAGAACUUUUUAA